GGGAUUUCAGGUUCUAGCUCACCGUUUCAAAUAAACAGCAGUGAACAGGGAAUGACAAUUUCACCAAAAGAGGAUUAAGCCACAGGCUCUAAUUGGGGCAGGAUUUGAAUGGCCGGAGAAUCUCGCUAGGCAUCUCUAGGAAUCUGCGAGCAGCUGUCAAAACUUCCAUUUCAUGUGUCAGUGAAGUAGGAACCAGAAGAAGCAGGUAUUAGUGAAAAGAGUGGUCCUUGGAGAAGCCCCAGGAUGCAGUCUGAGACAAGACAAAGGAAGAAAAGCUGGAAGCAGAGACUGGUUUUGAAGAACAGCUUAGCAAAAGAAACGCUCUCCGAGCUCUUGGGCACAUUUAUAAUGAUUGUCCUUGGAUGUGGCUCUGUUGCCCAGGCUGUCCUCAGUCGAGGACAUUUUGGAGGAAUCGUCACUAUCAUUAUUGGAUUUCCAAUGGCAGUUGGGAUGGCCAUUUAUGUGACUGGAGGUGUCUCCGGUGGACACGUCAACCCAGCCGUGUCUUUCGCAAUGUGUCUUUUUGGACGGAUGAAGUGGGUCAAAUUCCCUUUUUAUGUGGGCGCCCAGCUCUUAGGAGCCUUUGUAGGGUCCGCAGUCCUCUUUGGCAUUUACUAUGAUGCAUUUAUGUCUUUUGCUGGUGGAAAACUGCUCAUCGUGGGAGAAAAUGCAACAGCUCACAUUUUUGCAACAUACCCAGCUCCAUAUCUGUCUCUGGCAAAUGCAUUCGCAGAACAAGUAGCAUCCACCAUGUUCCUCAUCAUUGGUGUCUUUGCCAUUUUUGACUCGAGAAACUUGGGAGUCCCCAGAGGUCUAGAGCCCAUUGCUGUUGGCCUCCUAAUUGCUGUCCUUGCUUCCUCUCUGGGGAUGAACAGUGGCAACGCCAUGAACCCGGCUCGAGACCUGGGUCCCAGGCUUUUCACUGCUUUGGCAGGAUGGGGGUUUGAGGUCUUCACAGCUGGGAACAACUUCUGGUGGAUUCCCGUGGUGGGCCCUUUUGUUGGAGCUGCCAUUGGAGGCCUCAUCUACGUUGUUUUCAUUGAAAUCCACCAGCCAGACCCUAACACAGACUUGGAGGCAGAACCAGAGGACAAACCAGAGAAACACGAACUUAACGAGGUCAUGUAAUAGCGUGCUUGGUUCUGGGUUUACAGCUGGCUACCUGUAGAGCUUUACGUUUCACAUAGCACAUUAUCUAAUUUAAUUGUCAUAGUGAUUGUCUAGGGUAAAUACAUCUUUCAGAUAAGGAAACAAAAUCCCAGGGAAGUUAACUGAGUUGCCUAAUAUCACAUGGAAAAUUGAACAUCAUCCAAUGCAUCCUGUACCUUUUGGAAGAUCAGUAGCUGGAUGAGAACCUUGGCCAGCCCCUCCUGGCUGGCCAGAAGUGGGACUGGCAGCUGCCAGAACAUGUACGCCUUCUGGGCAUCAUCCAUCCGGAUCCUAAAUUAUCAAGAACUUCCUUAUUUUACCACUGUUGCUGAAACACUAACAAAGGAAAGAGGAAGCCACUGGGUCAUAUUUUUUAUCUGCUGAAGAACAUUAUCAGAAGGCUUCCCUUCCUAGCCCACCCUUAGCCUUGCUAAGUCUUGAUCUUCCUUCCCUAUCAAUCCCAAACAUUUCACAUUCCAGGAAUUUCCUCUUGGUCAGGCUCCUCCCUGCCACUUUAGUCAAAAGAGUCUGUGAUUUACAAGCACCAGAGAAAUUGCUCUACAUCAAGUAGAGGCGCCUUCAGUCAAACUGCUACAAAGCUCACAAUGCCCAGAGGUAUCCAGUUUCUCAACUACUUUGUGAUGAUAACAGAACAACAAAAAGCAAAUGUGACAUGUCCCCUGGGGCCUGUGUUCUCUAAUCUACUGACAAAUGGAAUUAUUUUUUCUUGCUCUGAAACUACUUAGUAUUUCCUAUUUGAAAUAAAUUUGGGGUGGAUUU
Messenger RNA from Vicugna pacos (alpaca), 1929 nucleotides. RefSeq names its product aquaporin 9 (gene AQP9). Lineage: Eukaryota; Metazoa; Chordata; Mammalia; Artiodactyla; Camelidae. Gene Ontology annotation, cellular component: plasma membrane; basolateral plasma membrane. The record is from RefSeq and is a predicted model, not a curated record. Gene Ontology annotation, biological process: water transport; glycerol transmembrane transport. Gene Ontology annotation, molecular function: urea transmembrane transporter activity; glycerol channel activity; water channel activity.